AUUUUUCUGCACAAAAAAGACAGAAGAUGUAAUAAACUUUGAAUAAAUUAAACUGAAAAAAUGCAAAAAAACAAAAGGAAAUCUAUGUUAAAAGAACUGUCCCACCUAUCAUUAUCAUAUUCCACACUUUAUUUGCUGACAUGGUUUUGCUCUUGCUUUCCAAGAACUAGCAGCCAAAGCCAACAUCUUCAAGAUAUUUCCAGCAAAAUAUCUCAGCUCAAGAUCUUUUACAGAACCACUCUAAAUUAUAUCCUCAUAGUAUGGAUAAUACUGGACCAAAAUGAAUAUCUACAUAUACUUUGAUUAAGAAUAGGAAUCGUUAACAUGGAAAAUGAUCAAGUUUCGGAAGAACUGGCUGACUGGGAGCAUGUUCAGUCCCCGUUUUCUACUGUUACUGCUAACCUUAUCGUUGAUCACGAAAAUCCAGUGACCAUUAAAGAUGACUUCUAUAGUGAAACAUCGGUUUUUCCACCUGGAAAUCACGAGGACUUGCCUGUUGCUACUCCACAGGAUGAUGAUCAGCGCUUGCAAGAACCAGAACCAGUCAAUUUGCACCCGCCAUUGGAUGGUUUAAGGAAGUGGAAGAGGCUGCAUUUGGGAGUUAUACAAACUGGGAUUUCUCACGUUGCUGAUAAAGUUAGAAAAUAUGUUACUUGUAAAGUUGGUGUCUGGUUGCUUGCCUGGACAGCAGGUGGAGUUGCUGCCAUGGUGCUGGUUUCCGUUUUGCAGAGACGAGUUCUGAUUUGGUGGCGGAGGCGUAUGCAGAGAGGCAGCAGCAGCAGCAAGGAGAGCCUCAUGCUUGUCCUUAGAGAAAAAGACAAGAAAAUCGACCAACUACUGCUCCAAAUUGCCCAAAUGAAUGAAAAUUUGCUAGCACGUCGGAGGGUUCCCGUUAUUCAAGUAAAAUGAGUAAUUACACAAGGUAAGUCCAUGUAUACACUGUAUCCUCUGAGAGGAGACACAUAGAAGCUACAAUAUUUAGCUUAAAUCUUUCACUUAGACGUUGUUUAUAUUACGAGAGUUCUAUACCCAGAUUACAACCUUA
Sesamum indicum (sesame) is the source of this 1045-nucleotide messenger RNA. RefSeq lists its product as uncharacterized. The record is from RefSeq and is a predicted model, not a curated record. Lineage: Eukaryota; Viridiplantae; Streptophyta; Magnoliopsida; Lamiales; Pedaliaceae.